UUGACUGACAUGUUUGAUUUUUCUUCAGAUUAACACUAUAGCCCCACAAUGUCCCUGAAACCACGCGUAGUUGACUUUGAUGAAACAUGGAACAAACUGCUAACAACCAUUAAAGCUGUUGUUAUGUUGGAUUAUGUUGAGAGAGCAACAUGGAAUGACCGCUUCUCAGACAUUUAUGCUUUGUGUGUGGCCUAUCCUGAACCUCUUGGAGAGAGGCUUUAUACUGAGACUAAAAUUUUUUUGGAAAAUCAUGUUCGCCAUUUGCACAAGAGAGUUCUGGAAUCUGAAGAACAAGUCCUGGUUAUGUAUCACAGAUACUGGGAAGAAUACAGCAAAGGAGCAGACUAUAUGGACUGUUUGUACAGGUACCUCAACACACAGUUUAUUAAGAAGAACAAAUUGACUGAAGCUGAUCUUCAGUAUGGCUAUGGAGGGGUGGAUAUGAAUGAACCACUGAUGGAAAUAGGAGAGCUAGCCCUUGAUAUGUGGAGAAAACUAAUGAUUGAACCACUGCAGGCUAUCCUCAUUCGAAUGCUCCUCCGGGAAAUAAAAAAUGACCGCUGUGGAGAAGACCCAAACCAGAAAGUAAUCCAUGGGGUUAUUAACUCCUUUGUUCAUGUUGAACAGUAUAAGAAAAAGUUCCCCCUAAAGUUUUAUCAGGAAAUUUUUGAGUGUCCUUUUCUGAAUGAAACAGGGGAGUAUUAUAAACAAGAAGCUUCAAAUUUAUUGCAAGAGUCAAAUUGCUCACAAUACAUGGAGAAGGUUUUAGGUAGAUUAAAAGAUGAAGAAAUGCGAUGUCGGAAGUACCUSCAUCCCAGUUCCUAUGGCAAAGUGAUUCACGAAUGCCAACAGAGGAUGGUAGCUGAUCACUUGCAGUUUCUACAUGCAGAAUGUCACAAUAUUAUCAGACAAGAGAAAAGAAGUGACAUGGCAAAUAUGUAUACUCUACUUCGUGCUGUGUCAAGUGGUUUACCUCAUAUGAUUCAGGAACUACAAAACCAUAUCCAUGAUGAGGGCCUUAGAGCAACCAGCAAUCUUUCUCAGGAAAAUAUGCCAACUCAGUUUGUGGAGUCAGUUUUGGAAGUACAUAGUAAAUUUGUUCAGCUUAUCAACACUGUUUUGAAUGGUGAUCAGCACUUCAUGAGUGCCCUUGACAAGGCUCUGACAUCAGUAGUUAACUACAGGGAACCCAAGUCAAUCUGCAAAGCACCUGAGUUGCUGGCCAAGUACUGUGACAACUUGCUGAAGAAGUCAGCGAAAGGAAUGACAGAGAAUGAAGUAGAGGACAAACUCACUAGUUUCAUUACUGUCUUCAAAUACAUUGAUGACAAAGAUGUAUUCCAAAAGUUCUAUGCCCGAAUGCUGGCAAAAAGACUAAUUCAUGGUUUGUCUAUGUCUAUGGACUCCGAAGAAGCCAUGAUUAAUAAACUAAAGCAAGCCUGUGGUUAUGAAUUUACCAGCAAGCUCCACCGAAUGUACACAGACAUGAGCGUCAGUGCUGAUCUCAACAAUAAAUUCAACAACUUCAUCAAAAACCAAGACACAAUUAUAGAUUUGGGAAUUAGUUUUCAGAUAUAUGUUCUACAGGCUGGUGCGUGGCCUCUAACUCAGACUCCUUCCUCUACAUUUGCAAUUCCUCAGGAACUGGAAAAAAGUGUACAGAUGUUUGAAUUAUUUUACAGUCAGCAUUUUAGUGGAAGGAAGCUCACGUGGUUACAUUAUCUUUGUACAGGUGAAGUAAAAAUGAAUUAUUUGUGCAAACCUUACGUAGCCAUGGUCACCACAUACCAAAUGGCAGUGUUACUUGCCUUCAACAACAGUGAAACUGUCAGUUACAAGGAGCUUCAGGACAGCACACAGAUGAAUGAGAAGGAACUGACAAAAACCAUCAAAUCUUUACUUGAUGUCAAAAUGAUCAACCAUGACUCGGACAAGGAAGAAAUAGAAGCAGAGUCUACAUUUUCAUUAAAUAUGAACUUCAGCAGUAAACGAACAAAAUUCAAAAUUACAACAUCAAUGCAGAAGGACACACCACAGGAGAUGGAGCAGACCAGAAGUGCUGUAGAUGAAGACAGAAAAAUGUAUCUACAAGCUGCUAUAGUCCGUAUCAUGAAAGCACGUAAAGUGUUGAGACAUAAUGCCCUUAUUCAGGAGGUAAUUAGCCAAUCAAGAGCCCGGUUUAACCCCAGCAUCAGCAUGAUCAAGAAGUGCAUCGAGGUUCUCAUCGACAAGCAGUACAUCGAGCGCAGCCAGGCGUCGGCGGACGAGUACAGCUACGUGGCGUGACGCUGCGGCCGCGGGGACGCAGCCCGGGAGCCCGCGGGCGGCCGCCGCGCGCCCCUGUGCGAGGAGGCCGCCCGCCGCCUCCCUCAUCGGUCACUUGGCAGCCCCUGUUUUUCUGCUGUUUACAACAUCACCAGUGCCAUGUCAUGAGCGUCAAUGGAAAUGCCUAUAGAUAUUUCAAGCUCAUG
Nothoprocta perdicaria is the source of this 2471-nucleotide messenger RNA. RefSeq names its product cullin 2 (gene CUL2). Gene Ontology annotation, cellular component: Cul2-RING ubiquitin ligase complex; SCF ubiquitin ligase complex. The coding region runs from base 49 to 2286 and encodes 745 amino acids. The record is from RefSeq and is a predicted model, not a curated record. Gene Ontology annotation, biological process: SCF-dependent proteasomal ubiquitin-dependent protein catabolic process; protein ubiquitination. The transcript is spliced from 20 exons. Gene Ontology annotation, molecular function: ubiquitin protein ligase binding. Lineage: Eukaryota; Metazoa; Chordata; Aves; Tinamiformes; Tinamidae.